Molecule: messenger RNA, 720 nt
Organism: Fusarium fujikuroi IMI 58289
Lineage: Eukaryota; Fungi; Ascomycota; Sordariomycetes; Hypocreales; Nectriaceae
Exons: 5
Coding region: 1-720 (239 amino acids)
Source: RefSeq, a predicted model, not a curated record
AUGGCUCGAUACUUUGGUCAGGCCUCUCCAACCGAGCUCAGAGAUCUUGAACGUAACGCUGUAAAUGCCAACGAUGAGCAGAUGGCAACAGCUGCCGCUAUGCUUCAGAAAGCGUUCGAUGUAUUGGCAACCGACGUUCGUCAAGUCAGGGCGAUCCUAACCCCAUAUACCUGGGCAAUUAUUUCCUACUAUGAGAUCAUGGGUAGCAUCCAAGAAAGGAUGUUUGUGGACAUUGGGGAAAAUGGCCAGCUUGUUGGAGUGGACGUUGUUCUCUCAGGUCAACUCGGUACCCCGAUAUUAGGAGAAGAAGACUCUCUUGAACUCAUCACGCCUCAAUUCCAAACACCUCAAGGAAACGAGGUUCCAGUCAUUUUCUUGACUUGGCAGGUCGAAGGAAAGCUCAAAACAUGGAUCUCAAGAAAGAAGCGAUCAGACUAUCUAGACCUUGUGUUUCUGUUCCGGGAAUAUGGCAACGAAAUCCGAAAUUGGAGCGAGCAUCUGUCAAAGGACUGGCGUCGAGAGUUUUACGAGACACUUGCAAUAUGGGCUCGCUACCAUGUGUUGGGCGAUGUGGAGGAGGGAAAGGUUGAAGGGGAAGACAUGACUGUGGCUGAGAGUAUAGAGCAAGAUGCAGUUGGCUAUAAGUACCACGACCGAGAGUAUUUUACCAAGGCUUCCUCGUCCUACAUGGAACAUAAGAACAGCGCGGAUGGACAUUGA